AUGCUAAAAACCAUUUAUUCGACAUUGCUUUCAGCCGUCUCACAGUACGCAAAAGACUAUCUCAAUUUAGUUGCAAACGACUUGCAAUGUCAGGGAGGCAAGUUGACACCACAACAACGCCAGGAUAUCGUUGAUGUGCACAACAGUCUUCGCUCCAAUUUAAUUAAUGGCAAAGAACGGAACAGAGACAAAAAACCUAUGCCAAAAGGAAAAAAUAUGCUGAAAAUAACAUGGGGCUGUGAUUUGGAGGAAACUGCGCAGCAGUGGGCAGACCGUUGCGUAUUCGAGCAUUCUCAACAAGCCAACAACGGAAUAAUGCCGGUGGAAAUCUGUACAUGUACUCUUCAGGAGACGUCUCAGAUGGGAUACAAAUGUAUAUAUCCAAUCCACAGAGCUCAAGAUUCUCGAAGGCAUCUCUAUCGUUGCGGCGAAUUUGACAGGCAUGAAAUGACCCCUUGA
Messenger RNA from Thelazia callipaeda (thelaziosis nematode), 459 nucleotides. The record is from the annotation of a GenBank genome assembly. Lineage: Eukaryota; Metazoa; Nematoda; Chromadorea; Rhabditida; Thelaziidae.